This is a messenger RNA of Fusarium sp. VM40, 660 nucleotides long. The record is from the annotation of a GenBank genome assembly. Lineage: Eukaryota; Fungi; Ascomycota; Sordariomycetes; Hypocreales; Nectriaceae.
AUGGCAACUAUUCACAACAUGGUCCUCCGUGGGCUCAACAGUAUCUAUCUGCAGGCGCCUCACAUCAAACCUGCAGAUGAAAAGACUUUCCUUGGGUACAGCGCCUGUUUCUAUGACCUAGUACAUGUGCAUCACCAGGGCGAGGAAGACAUCUUAUUUCCUGCUAUUGAGGAGAUGAGUGGUGAGAAAGGCAUCAUGGACCGUAACAUCGAACAGCAUCACGCCUUCAGCCAGGGACUCAAAGACUACAACAUUUACAUAAGUGCUUGCCUACGUGAUACAGAGGAAUAUAAUGGAUCGAGAUUGCUUACCAUUAUUGACAGUUUUGGCCACGAAUUAGCCGAUCAUCUCGCCCAGGAAAUUACUACUAUCCUCAACUUGAGGCAAUACGGCACCAAGAUGGAUAAAUUUGAGGAGAAAUUUAAGGAAUGGGCUGAUAAGGACACGAGCAACCUUGCUGUGCCCGGGACACUUACCUGGGGAUUCUUCAACCAUGACAAACAAUACGAAGAUGGUCUCUGGCAGGACUGGCCCCCUGCCCCUGCACCGGUUGUCUUCACUAUCCGAUGGGUGACAUACUGGAUACAUUCCGAUUGGUGGCGCUUUGCACCAUGUGAUCGAUAUGGACAGUCGAAAGAAAGGUUAUUUGCAAUGGUGUAG